AUCAUCAUCGCGACGUAUCUCUCAUUGUCGGUCCUCGAUCGGCAACGCCGUUACAUACGUGCGUGCAUAUAUGUAUGCCUUCACGCGGCAGGUGCAUCGCCAGGUGAUUGUCAGUCGAAUCACGAACGCGCACGAUACUUGCGACAUUCUCGUCGCUCAGUCGUCGCUCGAGACGUGCACGUAGCAUAAAGAAAUGUCGAGGGACGUUGGAAAAGAUUUUUUGGCAAGGUCUGAGACCGAGCAGUUAUUAUCUACUGACACAUGCGGUGCCGCAUCAGAAAGACUUCAGCGAUGGUCGACGGAUAAGUCGUACCUUCAAGAUGACGUGUCGUCAUCAAAGUCAACUUCUCAGGACAAAUCCGCAUUGAAUCAUAACGUACAGAUCGGGGAAACCUCGAGUAAUCCGACUACUGUGAUAACGCUCUCUUCAAUUACCAUAAAUGACAGUGAAGAUAAUGACGAUCCGCCACCUUACAGCGCAAUCGCGCUACCAAAUCACGCUGGUUGGCCAUAUGGACUUUUUUCAUUCGGCAACAGAUAUUCCACAGACGAGGCGACCUGUAGGGUGCAAAUACCAUUGACACCUUUCCAAGCAUCUUUAAUACCAACUACAGACUUCCAUUUCCAAGGGAUUAAUGGUCAACAUGCAUUGUUACCGAUGCCUAUAACGCCAGAGCAGUUUUUCAAGUUGCAGUGUAAUAGAAAUUCUUUUGCACCGUAUAUAGAUAAUGGGAUCGCGGAAAAAACUAAUGAUAAAAAAUCACGAAGAUACGGCGCUAUUCUUGUGGCAGCGGCGGUUAUCAUCUUUCUUAUGGUUCUGUCCCUAAUGGUUCGUUUCAUCAUGGAGAGGAGUUGGUGGCGAAGAUAGCUUGUCGAUGAAAUUAGCAAUUUUUAAAAUGUUUAUUAAUAAAUCCACAAAAGAUCAUUUAUAAACGAUCAUUUAUUAAUCUGUGAUUAGAUCUUAGUGCAUAACGUAAUUUUAUUUUUAAAAUAUAGACAUUAAGACAUUUAUAAGACUUUCAUAUUAGUUAUUAUAUUUCCAAUUAAUCUUUUUCCAUAUUUUCAUUUACAUUGAUUUUGAAAUUAUAAAUGACAAAAUUUUAGAAUAUUUAUCAAUAUUAAUAUUUUGAUUAUGUCAUGUUUUCAGUGUCAAUAUACAGAAUGUAAAACAUGUAUAUAUUAUAUAUAAGAUCCGAUAGUCAUUUAAAUUUUAUUUUAUAUCUCACAAAUAAUCACCAAUUUAUGCAUUGCCAUUUUCUAAAUAUCGAAAAUGUUAGAUUUUAUAUUAUACAUUACAUAACUUGUUCAUUAUAUUUAUACGUAUAUUGGUAUAAAAGGAUAUAACUAAGGUUAUCAUAAUAUUACGCAGACAUUAAUUUUCGAUUUUCUUCAUCAAGAGAUGAACAAUCAUACAAUGUAUUUAAAAAAAUAUGUGAGCGUAAUUAAAUUCGUUUCUGUCGAUUCUUGAUUCUUA
Camponotus floridanus (Florida carpenter ant) is the source of this 1474-nucleotide messenger RNA. RefSeq lists its product as uncharacterized. The coding region runs from base 194 to 868 and encodes 224 amino acids. The transcript has 3 exons. The record is from RefSeq and is a predicted model, not a curated record. Lineage: Eukaryota; Metazoa; Arthropoda; Insecta; Hymenoptera; Formicidae.